CGCUUUCUUCACCAUGAUUAGACCAGAUGAAGGGAAACGGUUUAAACUGAUUACCUGGCGCAUACCUUUAGAUAAGAAUGAAUUGCAGAAGAAGAAAUCUCAGAUCGAUGAUCUUUACUUAUUCGAUCCUCAUUCGCACAGGAAAUUUAAAAAACUGCUUAAGGAAAAGACCAAGAAGCAAAACCAGGAUUCUCAGACCAAGAGUCAAAUGACUGGAAAAUAUCAAAGCCUACACACUAAUUCUUCUCACGCUCGACACCUAUUGAACAAACCAGAUCCGACUUCGAAAUUGAUGACCAUAUUAGAUCCCUUUUGCUCUUUGCCAUAUGAUCUCACCCAAGAAGAGAGUAAAUUGUUACAAUUUUAUCUCACUACAGUUCCCAGUAUGGUAUAUGGGGUUCGACCAGAUGGCGCCUUCAAUCCUGUUCGCGAUGUCAGUUUUGCCCUGUCGUGCAAAUCUUCCACAACGCUGCAAUGGAUAAUCAUUGGAGCCGAGGCAUUUUUUACAACCGGACAGAUUCUCCCCAGAUCUCUCUCCCGACGAAUGUCAGUUGCGUACAAGACCCUUAACCAGGCACUACCGAAGAAUGAUCUGAACGAGAAAAACAUCAAUAAAAACGGAAAUAGUGCAAUAUCAGAUGAUUUGAUCGCCGGUAUUAUUAUGGCGACCAUCACCGAAUCUCGGAUAUCGCCGCCGAACUCAUCUAAAGUGCACCUACGAGGCUACGAAGCGGCAAUCAAGAGCAGAAAAGGACUAAGAGAGAUUAUAACGAAUUCAGAAAAUCCGGUACUUCACUCAUGCCAUCUCAUGCCGUACCUUGUCUGCAAGCCUUCCGUAGAGGACAUCACUUUAACUGGUUCAGGAGGAGCAAAUUUUGCUUUGGGCAAACUGCAAGAGAUCAUCAAAAGGAAAAACAACAUUGAUGAGUCGGAAUUAGGUCCUAUCUCGCCUUCGUCUAAGUUGAAUUCAGAAAAAUUAUCAUUACCAUUACCAUCGUUCGACCUUGCUAUAGAGGAAUCGACUCGUUAUUUGCUGUCCUCAACUGCGCUUUCACCUUACUUGACAUCAAGAGGCUGGAAAUACAGCAAAUAUUCUUUGAUGUCUUCUCACUUCCUUGCUCUAUUUCUCGUUGUAUAUGUUCUUUGGGAAACUAGGUUGUCAUCAUUAUCACAUAUUGAUGCUGCAGGACUGGGAGAGCUCUUUGUGAACAAACUGAAUCAUCAUUUAGACCCAAAUAUUGCUCAUGGCCGUCAUCGUCAGGAUACUAUCUUAUUGAACACGGAAGGGCUCAUGUGGAUGGUCGUCAAGACGGUGUUUGACUUCUACAGUGCCCUAGAGAGUAAGCAGGAUGCCAUGCGGAAACAGGGUGAUAUACUGAUCGAAGCUGUCUUGGCUCUAAAAUUGCUGGGCACCUCAGAUGAGAUUGUCAGCCAAAGCAUGAUCGAAUACUUGUGUGGUAUCCUUUGCGGCCGAAGUCCUAAUAUGGAACUUUCCAUUCGCAAAAAUCCACCGUUAGGUCAUGGGGAUAACGUGGAAGCUCAAACUGGUUGAUGCAUACUGCGACCUUGGUAAUAUUUGCCUCUAAUUCUGAAAAAUGCAUGUGUUUGACACUUCCAAAUGAUUAUCUUGGACUUUAUCAUCGUAAUUCAAUUUGGUGGGCGUGACCAUAAAACCGGUUGACGCUUCUUAACAUCUGGAGUUCCAGAUGCCACUUUAAAUAUACAUAUCUAUUCAAUGUUGAUCCCUCCAAGAUGCAAGCCUGUCAGAAUAUACAUAUACACUAUGGUACUAUCAGAUGCCAUUGACAAAAGCACAUCUAUAGAUCAAUUUUCCAACGGCAUAGUAGAGACAGGCGAAUGCGUGACCACAACAAGCCCUAAUUGUCAGAUUCUUUCCUCAU
Talaromyces proteolyticus is the source of this 1901-nucleotide messenger RNA. RefSeq lists its product as uncharacterized. The record is from RefSeq and is a predicted model, not a curated record. Bases 14 to 1552 code for a protein of 512 amino acids. Lineage: Eukaryota; Fungi; Ascomycota; Eurotiomycetes; Eurotiales; Trichocomaceae. The transcript has 2 exons.